Molecule: messenger RNA, 6487 nt
Organism: Rattus norvegicus (Norway rat)
Lineage: Eukaryota; Metazoa; Chordata; Mammalia; Rodentia; Muridae
Source: RefSeq, a predicted model, not a curated record
GUGUCGAAAGGUACAUUUAUUUAUUUUUAUUUUUGAGACAGGGUGUUACUAUGUAGUUCUAAUUGCCCUAGAAUUCGCUGUGUAGUCUGGCUGGUCUCGAACUCACAGGGAUCCACCUGCCUCACAAGUGCUGGGAUUAAAAGCGUGGGUUGCCACGCCCGGUUAAACCGUACUUUUAAUUCGGUUUAUAAAAAAGUGUUGGUAACUGCUGGGAGAGGUCGAUGCUUUGACGUAAAAAGCAAAACAAAACAAAACAAAAGAAAAACAAAAUCAACAUCCCGGGCUCCCUACAACCUGGGGCAAUUUGUAUACAAUAUCAACAACAGAACUAACAAUGAAUGAAAAAUACCUAAGGUAAGGACCGGGCAUUCGGAGGCUCACAGCCCAUAGACAUACACACUAAAAGCCAAAGUAAGGAAGGCUCCUCUCCAUACGAAGGGGCGCGGGGAGGGAAACUGAGGCCAGGCGCUAGUUCCCACUCCCCGCUCUGCCCCCUCCUGCGAGCCAGACCCACAGCCAGGUCGUCUGGUGGCUGUGGCGUGCUGGAACCCGAGCCCAGUAGGCCUGGUGAACCGGGCUGUCGCCCGGUCCCCUCCUCUGCCUUCCCCUCCCUCUCCGGACCUCUCCCACGACCAGAGAGGAAGUGGGAGAGAAAAGGACAAGGGGGUUAAAAAAAAAAAAGGGAAAAAAGGAAAACAAAAGCCGUUGGGUUGCUCCGCACUUUCCCACUCCCCACCUCCGUCCUGCCCGGCGCGGCGCCCCUGCGAGGGUCCCGGUCUACGCCCCACACCAGCCGGGCCAGUCAGCCGGCUGCAGGGAAAAUUACAAGGCCUGGAAAACAACCGUCCUUCCCCGCCCCUCGCCAACCCCUUCCCCGCGCUACGCCCCUGGCACAGCCGGGUGGAGGCGACUGUUUUAUGUAAUCGCGGGGCGGCAGGUUUGCUGGCUGGCUGUACCGGUGAGGGCGGGACCCCCGAGCUCAGCUGACACCUCGCGGCCCUGCAAGUCUCCCCCUCGGGGGUCCCCGGUGUCGCGGAAGAUGGCUGGCGGCGUGGACGGCCCCAUCGGGAUCCCGUUCCCAGACCACAGCAGCGACAUCCUGAGCGGCCUGAAUGAGCAGCGGACUCAGGGGCUGCUGUGUGAUGUGGUGAUCUUGGUGGAGGGACGUGAGUUCCCCACGCAUCGCUCGGUGCUGGCCGCCUGCAGUCAGUACUUCAAGAAGCUGUUCACUUCGGGCGCUGUCGUGGACCAGCAGAACGUGUACGAGAUUGACUUUGUGAGCGCCGAGGCGCUGACGGCGCUCAUGGACUUUGCCUACACAGCCACGCUCACGGUCAGCACGGCCAAUGUGGGCGACAUCCUGAGUGCGGCCCGGCUGCUGGAGAUCCCGGCCGUGAGCCGAGUGUGCACUGACCUGCUGGAGCGCCAGAUUCUUGCGGCCGACGAUGUGGGGGAUGCGGGCCAGCCCGAUGGGGCGGGUCCCACGGACCAGCGCAACCUGCUGCGUGCCAAGGAGUACCUGGAGUUCUUCCGCAGCAACCCCAUGAAUAGCCUGCCCCCCACUGCCUUCCAGUGGCCUGGCUUCAGUGCCCCCGAUGACGACCUGGAUGCCACCAAGGAGGCAGUGGCUGCCGCUGUGGCUGCUGUGGCUGCAGGUGACUGCAAUGGCUUAGACUUCUACGGCCCAGGGCCUCCAGCUGAUCGGCCCCCAACGGGCGAUGGGGAGGAGGGUGACAGCACCCCAGGGCUGUGGCCUGAGCGGGAUGAAGAUGCCCCGCCUGGGGGGCUCUUCCCGCCUCCUACUGCCCCGCCAGCCACUACACAGAACGGCCACUAUGGCCGUGCAGGGGCCAGCACUGGUGAGGAAGAAGCAGUGGCGCUCUCUGAGGCCGCCCCUGAGCCGGGUGACUCCCCGGGCUUCCUGUCAGGUGCUGCAGAAGGCGAGGAUGGGGAUGCCGCUGAUGUGGACGGGCUAGCGGCCAGCACACUGCUACAGCAGAUGAUGUCGUCCGUGGGCCGGGCAGGGGACAGUGAUGAGGAGUCCCGCCCGGACGACAAGGGUGUCAUGGACUACUACCUGAAGUACUUCAGCGGAGCCCAUGAGGGUGAUGUGUACCCGGCCUGGUCACAGAAGGGCGAGAAGAAAAUCCGGGCCAAGGCCUUCCAGAAGUGCCCCAUUUGCGAGAAGGUGAUUCAGGGCGCAGGCAAGCUGCCCCGGCACAUCCGCACGCACACCGGCGAGAAGCCCUAUGAGUGCAACAUCUGCAAGGUCCGCUUCACCAGACAGGACAAGCUGAAGGUGCACAUGCGGAAGCACACGGGUGAGAAACCGUACCUGUGCCAGCAGUGCGGCGCGGCCUUCGCACACAACUACGACCUGAAGAACCACAUGCGGGUGCACACAGGGCUGCGACCGUACCAGUGUGACAGCUGCUGCAAGACCUUCGUGCGCUCCGACCACCUGCACAGACACCUCAAGAAGGACGGCUGCAAUGGAGUCCCCUCGCGCCGUGGCCGCAAGCCCCGCGUGCGGGGUGUGCCACCUGAUGUCCCCUCCGGGGCUGGCGCACCCCCCGGGCUCCCGGAUGCUCCACGCAAUGGCCAGGAGAAGCACUUUAAGGACGAGGAGGAGGACGAGGAGGAGGCCAGCCCUGACGGCUUGGGCCGCCUGAAUGUAGCGGGCAGUGGAGGAGACGAUGGUGCGGGUGGCCCCACGGUGGCCGCCACUGAGGGUAACUUCGCAACCUGACUCGUAUUAAAACAAACCAAAAACAAAACAAAAAACUAAGAACAGAGAGAAACCACCACCCACCCCCAGCACCACAAGUAAGCAGUUCUCUGUCCAGACGCCCUCCAUCCAUCCGCGCGGACAUGUGUGCGUGUAUAUACCAUGGCCGCGGGCGCCUGCCUUUCUCAGAUCCUUAGGAUGUGGCCCCAUCUGCUCCUGUGCCCCUCGCCCCGUCCACCCAGAGGUCCCACCCAGGGGCCCAGCCUGCUCCUGCUAAGGCGAGGGCGAUAGGGUCGCCAGGACAGGCGCCCAGCUCCUUGCUGGUUGGUUUUAGGGGGUCUUAGACAGACCUUAAAUGCUCUGUCCACUAUGAGUGGACGUUAAAAUGGUCCCCAGCUCCCCACCCUCCUUCCUCAGGGCACUUACUAAAAGAGGGGGGUGUCCCCUCGGGCUCCCUCCCCGCCUGUGGCCUCACAUCUCUGCACAUCCACCAUGGCCACCACUGACAUACAAAUCUAUUUAUUCCCAAGCCUGGAUGGCCAGAGCGGGGAUUUGGGGGGCUGCUGGGGUCCCUGCCACCCUCUUUCACGGCACUUAGACCUGACGGGGUCCUUGGGGCCACUGCUCAGGGCGACCCCCCCCAACCUUCCCAUCUCUGCUUGGCCAUGCCCCACCCUGUGUUCAGAGAUUGAAAAUUCGUCGUUACCCCGCGCCCCACUUUUUAAGGCACUUUUUAGAUCUAUUUCCCCUUUUCUCCUUAAAGACAGUUUAUAUAGAGAUAUAUAUAGAGAGAGAUAUAUAAAAUAUUCUUUUCCUCAGAGGAGCCGGCAGCAGUUGUGGGUGGACGUAGCCAAGAUCAGAGGUAACCCCAGGAACUCAGGCAGAGACAGGCGAGGGAGCGAGAGAAAGGCCACAGCUUAAUGUCACAAAACAGCAAUAAAACCCCAAGACUUUAGAAACACGAAAACAGAACAUUAAAAAAAAAAAAAAAAAAAAAAAAAAGGGCAAAAGCGGCGACGGCCAUGUGGGGAUCUUGGCACUUUGUAACUGAACGGGUACUUUUCAUUCUUAACUUAAGAAAUGUUUACAAGUUGCACCCAGCUUCUAUGAAAAAUUGGAGAGAGGGAGAGCAGUGGGAAGUAACUAAGUCAAUUUAUUUUUGUAUAAAAUAAAAGAACCCCAACCCAUUGCUCCGGUAGAAUCCGCUUGCGUUCCCAAGACUCAGGGCGGGGCGUCCAGGGCGCCACGGGAAGGGACCCGGGUCCGCUUGGCCUGCCUCCGGGGCUCCCUGAGUCUGCCAGGGGCCCCUGUUUCCCAGGUUAUUUUAAUUUUCUCUCUGUAGGAGACCACAGGCCUGGGAGCCGCAGGCCACCUGUCCUGUCCUUCCCAGCUCAGGGAUGUCCCCGAGAGAGGGCUGGUCCUCGGCUAGCCAGACCCCGUGCCCCCGUGUGGUUCCCCCUCCCCGUGUGGUGGUCCCCUUCCUAGGCACCCCCUCUUUUUAUUCAAAGGCACUGACUGUAACCCAGGGGCUAGCACCUGAGCCCCCCACACUCUAAACUCUGGCUUCCCCAAAAGGCUCGGUGUUGACUGAGCCACAGGCCACGGACAGGGGUUGGGGUUGGGGGACAUGGGUGCCAGCACACCCCCAUGUCAAACCUUGUGGCCAAGGUAGAACCAAACUUGGGACCUUGUCCAUGUAUACUCUGCCGAGCCCUUUCCAGUGCAUGCCGGCGGGGUAGAGGGUCCUGUGUCCCCAUCUGACAAAUGUUUCUUUGGUUUUAAAGGGAAGCUCUUUCAGAAGGCCUCUUUCCAGUUUCUAGCAGAGGGGUUUUCCUUUCUAACCCCGUCUACUGCGCGACACCCCCCCCCCCCCGAUGUCUCAGGAUCCCCCCUUGGGGCCAGCAGAAUGGGCCCAGGGGCGGGGUGGUGCUGGCCUCCCCUUGCACCCUACUUUCGCACUGAGCUGUCCUGGGAACUGCUGUGGAGGCCAAGUUGGUCCCCAGUCCCCCAUUCUCAGACAGGUCAGCCCCUCCAUCCUCUCGCAAUAAAACCAACUUUAAUCACAUGUCAUCCUGGCCAGCGGCCACUAGUCUUGGGGUGGAUGGAGCCCUUGGGGACUAUGGUAGGGCGUCCCGUAGCCCGCCAGCGACACCGCAGAUCCCUUAGGGAUUGCACUAAACCCUUGCCCCUCACUCUGCACCCAGCUUCUGCCCACCCACACCCACCUUGCCUUAACCGCCAGCCCGUCCCUAGGGGGCCGCAGCCACAGCAUGGGCCCAGCGCCGGGACAUCCCCAGCCCCCUAAAGGCCCUCCCCAAACCCCCCCCAUAUACUGCAAUCACAUACUGUAUAUAGAAUGUGGAUCGAUUUUUACAAAUUUUUAUUCUUUAAAUUAAGGCCGUGAUAAAAGUUGCCAAAGAGAAUUGUGGAAUUCACUAGAGGUUUGAGCAGAGGGUGCUAUAGAAAGGUUUUAUUUGGUUGUUUGGGGUGUGUGUGUGUGUGUGUGUGUGUGUGUGUGUGUGUGUGUGUCCCCUUUUUUUUUUUUUUUAAACUGCCUGGUACCAAUAACAAAAAGAAAAAGAAGAGAAAUUUGUUACUUCCAUUAUGGUGAAUUUGCGUGUGUGUGAGUGUGUGAGACAGAAGGGCCCAGGCUGUGGGGUUCUGGGGACCCCAGUGCUGGGGAGGUGACCAGCCUGCAGCUGGCACCAGCCUGUGACCUGAACAAGGCCACCCCUGCUGAGUAGUUGCUGCUCUUUGCCUUCCUGUCCCUACAGGCCUUUGGAGAUUAAGAAAAAAAAAAAAAAAAAGGCAAAAAAAUAAAAAAAUAUAAAAAUAAAAAUAAAAAGCAAAACCCUAUAUAUCUACAGAAACCAAUGAAUGUAAACGGCAGAGCAGGCCCCGCCAUGCUGGGCUCCAGUGGUAGAACCAAAGUGGGUGCCCUGGGGUGCUCAUUUAGGAGGACCCCCGAGUGGCCACCACCCUGUCACCCUUUUGAGCACAGCUGACCCGAGGGUGCUCUGGUGGGUCCCCUUGGGUAGCCAGGGAAUGCUGCCGCUGUGGCAGGCACAAUGGCAGCCUGGAAGUCCAGGCGGAAACUGGGCUGGUCGUUCAGGGGAAGGCAGUGUGAGUAGCAGGGUGUGUAGGAGGGACACAGGCUGAAAGGAAAAAUAGAAAAAAACAAAAAAACCACAAAAACCAACAAAAAAAGAAAAAGCAAAAUCCUAUUUUUUGAGAAAGAAAGAUAUUUAUAUUUGCAGUUUUAUUUUAAAAAGUUAUUUAAGCUGAGGAAACAGCCUUCCCGGAGGUGGGGGUGGCUGGCACCGGACGGGUCAGGGGUCUUGGGGGGCUCCUCACCCCAGAAAUGAUUAUCUCAGUUCAGAACUAGCUCGCACUAAAUAUAUACUGAUUUACCUUUGUGGGGGGGCAGGGAGGCCAAGAGACAGAGGGCCAGGGGAAUCCCACCCCAAGCCCAGAACGAGGUGCCUUGGAAUUUGGGGCCCCAGGCCUGGUGCAUGGGGGUCCAGAGCACAGAACAGACAUUCCACUGACCGGAUGUAAGAAUCUUUAUAAAAAGUGUGGGAGGCAGAACGAAAACAAAUCAACUGAUUAAAGAAAAAUGCACUUUUUGGGGGUGGGGGGACAAGCUUUAAAAGUAAUUAAAAAACAACAAAAGAUUAUGAAAAAUCCGAAAAAAUAGAAUUCAUUUUUCUUGUACAUAAAAGAGAAAAACCCAACCACUAAAUGCAGCCUGUUACGAUA